Messenger RNA from Suillus plorans, 225 nucleotides. RefSeq lists its product as uncharacterized. Lineage: Eukaryota; Fungi; Basidiomycota; Agaricomycetes; Boletales; Suillaceae. The record is from RefSeq and is a predicted model, not a curated record. The coding region runs from base 1 to 225 and encodes 74 amino acids. The transcript is spliced from 2 exons.
AUGAGUCGGAGUCCGUACACUAGCAGCAUCGAGAGUUUGACGUACAUCAUCCCAGACACCUCCAUCGCGCUGCAUUUCUCGGACGUCAUCGAGAAAGUGGUUAUGGAGUUCCGGACCCAACGCUCAUCCGACAAUUUUCUCACAUCGCUCUGCAGUGGCUGGCUGCUGAAGGGCCUACGUGUCGCAGUUUCAUCUGAACAGGCAGCCGCGCUUCAUGUCCUUUGA